UCCUAAAUGCGGGAUCCAAACAUCACUUUCAGUGCAUCAUUUAUUUACAUACAUCUGCGUUUUAAGUUACUAGUGGAGGAAUUAUUGUAUGCACAGGUGUUUUCCAUUUCCUGUUCAAGAAGGCCUAUGAUGUGUAUAAAGCUACUUGGAAGUUCUUUGUAUGUAAAUAGGGUGUAAAAAGGCCCUCCCCAUCUUUGUAAUUAAUUGACACGUUAUACCACUCAUCAUGUUCUGAAGCACCAAUAGUAUAGGCUAGGAUCUCCCCAAAACCCACAAUUUCACAUCGGCAAACACUGUCUUCAUCCACUUGACUCCCAAGACCCGCCCACACGUGGCCAACCUUUUUCGUUUUUAAUGCUUUUUCACUGCAGGUUCAUGUGUUGAGACCAACCUUAUAUGGACUGAUCAUUCUGAGGAUUGCCAAACUGGUGCAGCAACUUUACUGCAUCAAAUGCCCCAAAACAUGUCGUUGACCAACACAAAGACGGGCUUUUCAGUAAAGGACAUUUUGGACCUCCCUGAUACUAACGAUGAAGAAGGAUCUAUCACGGGGACUGAGGAAGAUACGGAAGGUUCUGAGGCGACUAAAACGCCUGGAGUGCUAGUGCAAAGUCCUUUAGAGAAUGUUCAAAACCUGCCUUUAAAGAAUCCGUUUUAUGAUAAUAGCGACAAUCCUUAUACUAGAUGGCUCGCAACUACGGACAGCAUCCAAUACUCAUUACACGGCCUAUCCGCAAACUCUCAAGACUCAUCUGCAAAAUCCCCGGAACCUUCAGCUGACGAAUCGCCGGACAACGACAAGGAAACUUCGAGCAACGGCAGCGACUCCGGUAAGAAGCGCAAAAGGAGGGUGCUCUUUUCCAAGGCACAAACUUACGAACUCGAGCGCCGGUUUAGACAACAGAGAUAUCUGUCAGCCCCGGAGAGGGAGCAUCUCGCCAGUUUGAUCCGCCUGACUCCAACCCAAGUGAAAAUCUGGUUCCAGAACCAUCGAUACAAAAUGAAGAGAGCCCGGGCGGAGAAAGGUAUGGAAGUGACCCAUCUCCCUUCUCCUAGGCGGGUGGCCGUGCCUGUGCUAGUCAGAGAUGGCAAACCCUGCCAUACGCUAAAAGCUCAGGACUUGGCAGCUACUUUUCAUGCUGGAAUUCCGUUCUCCGCGUAUAGCGCCCAGUCACUCCAGCACAUGCAAUUUAACGCGCAUUACAGCGCCGCCACCACGCCACAGUUCCCAACAGCACAUCACUUGGUGCAAACGCAACAGUGGACUUGGUGAACAAAUAUUGACUUGCAAAUGCAGGGUUGCAUUUUAAAGACCGUGGUAGGGAGCUUUCCAAACAAAAAUACAAGACUUUUAAUUUUUGCAGCUUGACCCCUUUCUCACCAAUUUAUUUUGGGGAUUGACGUGUGCGCCAUGUUUACAUGUUUUCGUUAAGAAAACCGGGUCAAGCCUCUCCCCAAAUUUAAGAAUGUUAAAGCUCUUGUGAAAUUUGGUAAAGUAUGUUUGUGUGUUGUAGAAAUGUUUUCCUUUUGUCCUUCGUGUUUUAAGCACGUGCAAAACCACUUUAUGAUUCUAGAAAAUUUUAUUUCUUUCUUUUACAAUGGACCGAAUAUAUUUAUGGCCAUGAAUAAACAUUGGCAAUCUUUAGCUUAUUAAAAUGGUUUGUUUUCUAUGUAAAUAUUUUGUGAUAACCGUUUGCAAUAUUAUGUUUGACCGUUCAGUAAGCUAUAGCCUAAAUAUUAUCCGAUAUUUAGGGAAAAUGGAACAUCAGUUGUAGAUAAAUAUCCCUCAUGUUAAUUUCGGUAACACCGCGCGCUGGCGAGGGAGAUCUACGAUUCUUUUUAUUAAGACUUUUAAUAAAAUGAUGUGUUUCAGAAAUUCC
Cyprinus carpio (common carp) is the source of this 1880-nucleotide messenger RNA. RefSeq names its product homeobox protein Nkx-2.2a. Bases 452 to 1273 code for a protein of 273 amino acids. Gene Ontology annotation, molecular function: RNA polymerase II cis-regulatory region sequence-specific DNA binding; DNA-binding transcription factor activity, RNA polymerase II-specific. The transcript is spliced from 3 exons. Gene Ontology annotation, cellular component: nucleus. Gene Ontology annotation, biological process: cell differentiation; regulation of transcription by RNA polymerase II. The record is from RefSeq and is a predicted model, not a curated record. Lineage: Eukaryota; Metazoa; Chordata; Actinopteri; Cypriniformes; Cyprinidae.